Molecule: messenger RNA, 963 nt
Organism: Uloborus diversus
Lineage: Eukaryota; Metazoa; Arthropoda; Arachnida; Araneae; Uloboridae
Product: U-scoloptoxin(11)-Ssd2a-like
Exons: 5
Coding region: 25-678 (217 amino acids)
Source: RefSeq, a predicted model, not a curated record
UCCGACGCAAAAUCCAACUUAGCGAUGUUGCACGAGGCAUUUUUUACAGUACUGCUAGCAUCAGCGCUUCACUUUACAGUACAAACUAAUACCUACCAAGAAAUUUUCAAAAUAGAGCCUACUUGUGAACGACGCAGCAUAUGUGGCUACCUUCAACUAAAUGGGAAUUCUAUCAAUGUUCAAACCAUUUGUAAGUGUCAACAUAAUAUUCCAUGUCCUUUACAGUGGAAUUCAAACGAUGGAUAUACAGUAACGCACGGAAACGAUCAAUACAAGUUUUGUGAGCUGGUGCGACCACUGCCUCCCUGCACAUCAACAGAAACAGCAUAUGCCUCCUACCUAGAAAUGUCUUACCUUACUCAAGAAACUUUGACCAACAGCGGCUAUCUGUAUUGUAGUUGCCCUGACAAUUACUUAUUGCUCAGAAAUGAUAGCCACUUUGAUCCACUUGAAAAUGCCAUAGCAAAAAUCACUACUAGUUAUGUCUGCAAGCCGCCUCCAGUUUGCUCACUUGACAACAUUUGUGCCGCCAUUACGCAAAACUUUUAUGAUGAUACAUCUUUCGUAACAAGACACUGCAUUUGCCCCCCAGGAUACUACUGCCCAUCUUCAUUAGAAAUGGCUAAAGAAAAAGUUGAUCUCGACAAAGGCUCGUAUUACGUCAUGAAGUGCAUAUGAUGGUUACUAAACCCAGGAAUUCGUGAAUUCCUGGAUUAUGUUUCGAGAUUCGUACCUCAUGUUGGAGACGUGAAUGAAAUAGUUUGGCAAGGAAUGGAUGGAGAUAUUGGAGAACAUUUUGGGACGUUCAUUCGAAAGAAGGUGUGAUUAAAGAUAAACAUUAUUUGUGACUAAAUAUCCUGCACUAGAAAAUCACUAUGUAUCUACUUGCCAUUGUCUUUUGUUAAAGUUAUACCUUGUAUAAAACCCUAGCAGUACUUUUUAGCUUUCCAAUAAAAUAGGGUA